AUGACAGUUGGCAGGGCCCAAUACUAUGCUUUAGCAUUGAUCAAGGAGCUUUUUUUGAAUUUGCCUUUGUCAAUGACUGUGGGGAUACUCUAUGAUAUUGGUUGUCAGUUGGAGAGAAGGUUGUUUCAUGCAUAUGGUCACCAGUGGCCAUGCCAACUAAUCUACCACCCCCGUAAAUGUGAAGGUUUUGGACUCUCUGAUGGAGAGGGCUGUGAAUGCUUCUGGAGUUCCAUAAAGUUAAUAAUUCCAUCAAUGUGUGUGGCAGGGUUCUACCAUCAUCUGUUCACAAUUGAUACUCAGGUGAAACACCUAGAGAAAAAGUCAUUCAAGGUGAUGGAAAAAUGGCUUCAACAUAAAUGGCUGCAUUGCCUAGAAAAGAAGAUUGGGGCUGAGUAA
Messenger RNA from Laccaria bicolor S238N-H82, 396 nucleotides. RefSeq lists its product as uncharacterized. The record is from RefSeq and is a predicted model, not a curated record. The transcript has 3 exons. NCBI's taxonomy places the organism in Eukaryota, Fungi, Basidiomycota, Agaricomycetes, Agaricales, Hydnangiaceae. Bases 1 to 396 code for a protein of 131 amino acids.